AUGAGAAGGUCUGGAGAUGUCAACCAGGAGCUCAUGGUGAUCUGCUUUACACAACAAGGUACGGCUAAGGGCACGGUCCCCACCACUGUGUUGUCCUAUUCUGACUACAUUUCCCGACCGGAGGAGCACCACAGCGUGCUGCGCUUCGAUAAAGGCGAGACAGAGAAGCCCUGCCGUGUGGCCAUCAUCGAUGACUCGCUCUAUGAGCCAGAGGAAAGCUUUAAUGUCACCCUCAGCAUGCCCAUGGGCGGCCGACUGGGACAGGAGUUUUUCACCACAAGAGUCAACAUACUGCCCGAUGCAGACGAUGAGUGUGUUGUUCUUCUCCACAGUUUGAGGUCUUGUAAGAUCACAGAUGAAGGUCGUGCUGUUCUGGAGUCAGCUCAGAGAUCAAACCCCUCACACAGACACAUCUGUACCUCUGAGUAA
Messenger RNA from Triplophysa rosa, 429 nucleotides. RefSeq names its product FRAS1-related extracellular matrix protein 2-like. The transcript is spliced from 3 exons. Gene Ontology annotation, cellular component: membrane. The coding region runs from base 1 to 429 and encodes 142 amino acids. The record is from RefSeq and is a predicted model, not a curated record. Gene Ontology annotation, biological process: cell communication. NCBI's taxonomy places the organism in Eukaryota, Metazoa, Chordata, Actinopteri, Cypriniformes, Nemacheilidae.